Leptosia nina is the source of this 927-nucleotide messenger RNA. NCBI's taxonomy places the organism in Eukaryota, Metazoa, Arthropoda, Insecta, Lepidoptera, Pieridae. The record is from the annotation of a GenBank genome assembly.
AUGAACUUCAUUCUCAGCUUGUUCGCUUUGGUGGCCACAAGUGAGGUUGCAUUGUCAGCUUCAGCUAAAUAUGAACCUGUCGCUCAACCCAGAAUAGUGGGUGGGCAUGAAGCAAAGCCCUACAGCCAUCCCUACUUGGUGUCUCUUCAAUUACGGUUCCUAUGGCUUCGUGGUCACAUUUGUGGUGGAAGCAUCAUUAAUGAGAACUGGGUGUUAACGGCUGCCCACUGCAUUCAAGAUACAUGGCUAACAAGAUGGCUGCCCAUGGACGCUAUCGCUGGUGCUCAUGACGUCGAUAACUUUGGAGCAAAAGCGCAAGUCAAUCAAAUUGCUAGACGGGUAGCACAUCCUCAAUACCAGGGAGGUAUCGGUCCAUACGACAUAGCUAUGCUAAGAACGGUGUCACCAUUCUACUUCACAAAAGAAAUACAACCAAUACGUCUUCCUCAAGACAGCAAAAUCAUCAGUGACUCACUACAGUUGGCUGGAUGGGGAGCGUUAAGGACGACGUCCUUUAUACCAGAUCUCCCGAGCCGACUGCAGGAAGUACAGGUCAAAUACAUACCUUACGAUGAAUGCUACAGGUCCCUUGAGCAAGUUCUAGAAGAUGGCGAAAGCAAUCCUCUAGAUAGAAACGCCCACAUUUGUACCGGACCCCUAUCCGGUGGUAUUGCUGCUUGCAGUGGAGAUUCAGGAGGUCCUUUGAUAGAAAUGGUACCAGAAUCUAACUUGGUAGAUGAAUCGGAAGCCUACGAUGAUAACUUCGAAGAUACGAUAAAAAGAGCCAAAGAUACUGAUGAAAAUGUACCAGUAAUUCUAGGUAUAGUUUCUUGGGGAAUAGCUCCUUGCGGAAUUAAAGGUGGUCCAACUGUAUACACUAAAGUUUCCGAAUAUUUAGAUUUCGUUAAGCAAAACAUGGCUUCUUAA